AUCCAAGGCCACCUAGGCCAAGCCAUCGCUGAUAAUCUUGGGAAGAACGGCACCUACAUCCACUGCAACGUUACCGAGGAAGAUGAAGUCAUUAAACUCAUUGACAGCACCGUCUCGAUGUACGGAAAACCGGAUAUAAUGUAGAACAAUGCCGGCAUAAUUAGAUACCAGUAUGGAAGGCAUCUUAAACGCCCAAAAGUUUGAUUUAGAACGGGUGAUUGGGGUGAAUCUGGUUGGGGGUUUCCUAGGAGCCAAACACGCUGCAAGAGUCAAGGUUCCCCGGGGUUCCGGGUGCAAACUAUUUACAGCCAGUGCUUGUACAUCUAUUGCAGGCAUGUCUACUCAUUCCUAUGCAGCAUCCAAACAUGCAGUUGUGGGACUGGCUAAGAACCUAGCUGCCGAGCUUGGGCAGCAUAACAUACGGGUGAAUUGCGUCUCGCCUUAUGUAGUGAGCACCAAUAUUGGACAAGGACUGGCUGACUUCACUCCCAAAGUAGAGGCCAUUUUGAAUGAAGUAGGGAAUUUGAAAGGGACAGUCCUCAAGGCUAGCGAUGUGGCCAGUGCUACGCUUUUCUUGGCCAGUGAUGAAGCCACUUACGUGAGUGGGCUUAACCUUGUGGUGGAUGGUCGUCUUACCCUUCUCUUCACCGGCCACUACGGAAUUAAGUCUCCUCUCCGUGAUUAAUGGCGGCCUCUUCAUUUCUCUCUGCGAUUACCAGGAGGCUAGAGGGCAAGGUGGCACUCAUAACCGGAGGGGCCAGCGGCAUCGGCAAAUGCACUGCUGAAACCUUCACCCAACACGGAGCCAAAGUGGUCAUUGCUGACAUCCAAGACGACCUGGGUCACUCCGUGAUUGAAGCUCUAGGCCAAACCAAUGCAUCAUACGUCCACUGUGAUGUCACUGAUGAAUCCCAAAUCAAAGCUGCCGUUGACAAGACUGCAGCAACCCACGGAAAGCUGGACAUCAUGUUCAACAAUGCGGGAAUAGUUAACAACUACAAGCCCCGCAUUAUGGAUAACGAGAAGGCAGACUUUGAGCGUGUCCUUAGCAUCAACGUCACCGGUGUUUUCCUGGGCAUGAAGCACGCUGCCAGGGUCAUGGUUCCGGCAAAAAGUGGGAGCAUAAUCUCAACCGCCAGUGUAAGCUCGAAUGUAGGGGCUGCGGCUACACAUGCUUACUGCUGCUCUAAGCAUGCUGUAUUAGGGCUCACCAGAAAUGCUGCAAUCGAGCUUGGACAAUUUGGAAUUAGGGUUAAUUGCUUAUCACCCUAUGCACUUGCAACGCCUUUAGCUACCAAUUUUCUUAAUCUUACUGCUGAAGAGCUGGAGACUGCCAUGAAUGCGACCGCCAACCUUAAGGGCGUGACACUUAAGGCACAAGAUGUGGCCAACGCUGCGCUUUAUUUAGCGAGUGAUGAGUCCAGAUAUGUGAGUGGACACAACCUCUUCAUAGAUGGGGGUUUCACUGUCGCUAAUCCCUCAUUCCACCUGUUCCAGUAUCCAGACUCUUGAUCAUCCAGUCGUCCCUAGUUCGCUGCGCCCAGUAUCUUCGUCGUCUCUCAUGCUUUUUAAAAUUUAUUUGACCUUUUCACGUAUGAAAUUUCCGUUCGUACCUGCCCCAUCGGCCCAUGUCAUUGGCAGUAGAACUAGGCAAGAGUUUAGCUGUAUGACUGCGUAAAACGAAGUCGAAGGGAUAUUCAAGCUGGCCUUACAUCAUGUGGUUGGAAUAAUGGAUUGUAUCUUUCAUAUCUCCUUUUUCUCUUAA
This is a messenger RNA of Vitis riparia (riverbank grape), 1765 nucleotides long. Its product is annotated as secoisolariciresinol dehydrogenase-like. Lineage: Eukaryota; Viridiplantae; Streptophyta; Magnoliopsida; Vitales; Vitaceae. Bases 685 to 1512 code for a protein of 275 amino acids. Gene Ontology annotation, molecular function: oxidoreductase activity, acting on the CH-OH group of donors, NAD or NADP as acceptor. The record is from RefSeq and is a predicted model, not a curated record. The transcript has 3 exons.